UGGCAGCUCGUCAACUGCAGACGACUCAUUCCACGACGAACAUCCCGCUUAUUCGGAAUCUUUUCACUUUUUCACAUUGUUUGAUACGUUUAUGUACUGAAAUUCACCGCCUUGGAAGUAACACAAUCGGUACUCCGUCGAUGGUAUGAAUGUCUUGUAGUGUUUGGUCAUCCUAAGGGAAAUAAUUCACAUUGAUUCAGAAUUGAAACUCGUCGCCGAACUGUGUCUGUGACUGGAGCCCACGUGUUGUGUGAAUUCGAACUUGUCAUCCGGAAGGCCAAGCAAGCGCUAGCGCGCCCGCGGGAAAGUUUGAAUAGGUGCAUUGAGUGUGCAUUAUUAUUAACAUAGACCGACUGCAACAUAUCGGAAAUCAGCUGUCCGCCAGCCGAAACUCUCCCGUCAGUCAAAAAGCCGACUUUGGUGAAGUUGUCAUUACGUGCAAUUCAGGAUGUCAGCCACCCUUUGCUUAGCAGAUGGCACCCAGUAUUCGGGGAAGUUAUUUGGAGCUAACUGCAGUGUUUCUGGAGAAGUUGUUUUCCAGACUGGUAUGGUCGGCUACCCAGAAUCCUUGACAGAUCCUUCUUACAAGUACCAGAUCCUGAUCCUGACCUACCCUCUCAUUGGAAACUAUGGCAUCCCGGCCAACGACAAGGAUGAGUUUGGACUCCCACUCUGGUUUGAGUCGGAGAAGAUUCACGUGUCUGCACUCAUCGUCGGAGAGCUGUCCGAGUACUACAAUCAUUGGGCGGCUGCCAAGUCGCUCAGUGAUUGGCUGAAAGAACACAACAUUCCUGCCAUACAGGGUAUCGAUACAAGAGCCCUGACAAAGAAGAUCAGAGAACAUGGCACAAUGCUUGGAAAGGUGAUUGUUGAAGGCACUAAACCAGAAAGCAUUCCAUUUGAGGAUCCAAACCUACGGAAUCUUAUCGCUGAGGCUUCUACAACAAAACCAAUGGUUUACAACAAGGGUGCACCAUGUCGAAUCACGGCAAUCGAUUGUGGUAUGAAGUACAACCAGAUCCGUCUCCUUGCUCAGCGGGGGGCCCAGGUUACCGUGGUGCCAUGGAACCAUCCUCUCAAUAUUGCAGAUUUUGACGGUCUGUUUAUCAGCAACGGUCCUGGUGACCCGGCUAUGGCUGAGGUCACCAUCAACAACAUCCGUUCUAUCCUGAAUGGGAACCAGAUCAAACCAGUCUUUGGUAUCUGUAUGGGGCAUCAACUCACCUCUCUUGCUGUCGGAACGAAGGCCUACAAGAUGAAGUACGGAAACCGCGGUCACAACCAACCUUGCACCCACUCCGGCACCGGCCGGUGCUACAUCACCACCCAGAACCACGGGUUCGCCAUCGACACCAGCAACCUCCCGGACGGCUGGUCGGUCCUCUUCACCAACGAGAACGACAAGACCAACGAGGGGAUCAUCCACGAUACCAAACCAUUCUACACCGUUCAGUUCCACCCGGAGCAUAUGGGUGGUCCCAGGGACCUUGAGGUGCUCUUUGAUGUCUUCAUGGAUACAGUGAAGGACUACAAGGCAGGCAAGAGUGAGAUAGUAACAGUCAAGCAGAGGAUCCAGGACAUCUUGAACUUCAAGGCGUUACCAGGAACCCCAACACCGGACACCCAACCUCAGAAGGUCCUCAUCUUAGGGUCCGGAGGACUUUCCAUCGGACAGGCUGGAGAGUUUGAUUACUCUGGUUCACAGGCCAUCAAAGCAUUGCGAGAGGAAGGCAUACACACCGUUCUCAUAAACCCCAACAUAGCGACGGUGCAGACAUCCAAGGGUAUGGCGGACAAGGUCUACUUUCUUCCUAUAACACCGGAAUAUGUGACACAGGUCAUCGAAAGUGAGCGACCGGACGGCAUCCUCCUGACCUUUGGAGGUCAGACCGGUCUCAACUGCGGGGUCAAACUCCAAAACAGCGGUGUCCUGCAGCGCUACAACGUCAAGGUUCUGGGAACCCCGGUCAAGUCCAUCGAAGACACAGAAGAUAGGAAGGUCUUUGCUGAUCGCAUGCAGGGCAUUGGAGAGAAGGUGGCCCCUAGCUCCGCUGCUUACUCUGUUGAUGAGGCUAUUGAAGCAGCCAAUCACAUCGGCUAUCCUGUCCUCGUCAGAGCUGCCUAUGCCCUGGGAGGACUGGGGUCUGGAUUCGCCAACAACCGUGACGAGCUCCUCAAAUUGGCAAACGCUGCCUUCGCCCACACAACCCAAGUGCUCAUUGAUAAGUCGCUGAAGGGAUGGAAAGAGGUGGAGUACGAGGUCGUACGAGACGCUUACGACAAUUGCAUCACCGUUUGUAACAUGGAGAACAUCGACCCCCUUGGGAUCCAUACAGGUGAAUCUAUCGUGGUAGCACCUAGUCAGACCCUAACUAACAUGGAGUAUAACAUGCUUAGGAAGACAGCUAUAAAGGUCAUCCGACAUCUGGGGGUCGUGGGAGAAUGCAAUAUACAAUACGCCCUCAACCCAGAGUCGCACGAGUUUUUCAUCAUCGAGGUGAAUGCCAGACUUUCCCGUAGCUCUGCCCUGGCCAGUAAGGCCACUGGCUACCCUCUAGCUUACAUCGCUGCCAAGCUUGCCCUGGGGAUCCCCCUUCCCAAGUUGAAGAACUCGGUCACCAACUCCACCACGGCUUGCUUUGAACCCAGUCUGGACUACUGUGUGGUGAAGAUACCUCGAUGGGACCUCAAGAAGUUCACCAAAGUCAGCAAGAAGAUUGGUAGUUCGAUGAAGAGUGUCGGAGAGGUGAUGGCUGUUGGAAGAAAGUUUGAAGAGGCAUUCCAGAAAGCCCUUCGCAUGGUGGAUGAGAACGUGACAGGAUUUGAUCAUGACAAGAAGAAGGUCUCGGAUGAGGUCCUGAAACUGCCGACCGAUGAGCGCAUCUUCGUGGUAGCAGCUGCGCUCAAGGCAGGCUACACCAUCGACAAGCUCUACGACCUGACCCGCAUCGACCCAUGGUUCCUCCACAAGUUCAACAACAUCGUCAGCUGCUCCACAGCCCUGGAGACCUCUCCCGGAGAACCUUCUAAGGAUCUGAUGCUCCAGGCCAAGAAGUUGGGGUUCUCCGAUAAGCAGAUCUCCAGAUGCAUUUUGAGCACCGAGCUAGCAGUCCGCACCCUUCGACAGGGCUAUGGUCUAAAGCCGUUCGUGAAACAGAUCGACACAGUCGCUGCAGAGUGGCCAGCCAGCACCAACUACCUCUAUCUGACCUACAACGGUGACACCCACGACCUUGAUUUCCCCGGAGGUCAUGUGAUGGUGAUCGGUUCAGGGGUGUAUCGUAUUGGGAGCAGCGUGGAGUUUGAUUGGUGCGCUGUUCGCUGCAUCAGUGAAAUAAGAGAACAUGGACAUAAGACCAUCAUGGUCAACUACAACCCGGAGACGGUGAGCACGGACUACGACAUGUGCGAUCGUCUGUACUUUGAUGAGAUCUCCUUCGAGACGGUGAUGGAUAUCUAUGAGAGCGAGGAUCCCAGCGGUGUUGUGCUCUCCAUGGGAGGGCAGCUACCAAACAACAUCGCCAUGGCUCUGCACAGACAACAGUGCCGUAUUCUGGGUACUUCCCCCGAGUCAAUCGACAACGCUGAGAAUCGUUUCAAGUUCUCUCGUAUGCUGGACCAGAUUGGGCUCAACCAGCCCCAGUGGAAGGAACUCACCAAUAUUGAGGCCGCCAGAGAGUUCUGUGAGAGGGUCGGCUAUCCAUGUUUGGUGCGUCCGUCCUAUGUAUUGAGUGGUGCUGCGAUGAAUGUUGCCCAUACUCACAAUGAUCUAGAGGGCUUUCUCAGCAGUGCCGUCGCACUCAGCAAGGAGCAUCCCGUCGUCAUCUCAAAGUUCAUCAUGGAAGCCAAGGAAAUUGAUGUGGACGCAGUAGCCCAGGACGGGAAAAUUGUUGCCAUAGCGAUCUCGGAACACGUAGAGAACGCCGGCGUGCACUCGGGAGAUGCAACUCUUGUUACCCCACCCCAAGAUCUGAACCAGGAGACGAUUGAUAAGAUAACUGCCAUCACCGCAGCCAUUGGAGCAAGUCUAGAAGUCAAUGGUCCCUACAACCUACAGCUCAUUGCAAAGGACAAUCAACUCAAGGUGAUCGAGUGUAAUCUCAGGGUCUCCCGCUCCUUCCCCUUUGUCUCCAAGACAUUGAAUGUUGACCUGAUUUCCAUUGCGACCAAGGUCAUCCUUGGGCAGCGGGUGGAAACCAUCGGCAAGCUGGAAGGCACAGGCCGGGUGGGAGUCAAGGUGCCACAGUUUUCCUUCUCCCGUCUGGCUGGUGCCGACAUGCUUCUAGGUGUGGAGAUGGCCAGUACUGGGGAGGUGGCCUGCUUCGGUGAAGACCGCUUUGAGGCUUACAUGAAGGCAAUGCUGAGCACUGGAUUCCGUAUCCCAAAGAACAAUAUCCUUCUCUCUAUUGGUAGCUACAAGGGGAAAAUGGAACUUCUUCCUGCCGUGAGAACCCUCGCAGCGAUGAACUACAACCUUUAUGCCAGCGUGGGUACAGCAGACUUUUACAAUGAACAUGGCAUCAAGAUCAAAGCUGUUGAGUGGCCAUUCGAAGAGGAGACUCCCGAGCAGAAGAAAGCCAACGGCGACGCCCCACUCAGCAUGCUGGACUAUCUCUCCGAGAAGCACUUUGACAUGGUCAUCAACCUGCCAAUGAGGAACAGCGGAGCUCGUAGAGCCUCUUCCUUCAUCACGAGGGGUUACCGGACACGACGCAUGGCCAUCGACAAAGAGAUCCCACUUAUUACCGACAUCAAGAAAGCCAAGAUGUUCAUCGAGGCUUUGCGACGCAUUGGAGGGGCCCCACGGGUUAAGACUCACAUUGACUGUCUCACGUCCAACCGAACCAUCCGUCUUCCCGGCCUCAUUGACGUCCAUGUCCACCUCCGCGAACCUGGGGCAACGCACAAGGAAGACUUUGCCUCUGGAACGGCAGCGGCUCUGGCGGGAGGAAUCACGCUGGUCGGUGCCAUGCCUAAUACGUCGCCAGCAAUUACGGAUCAGACAUCGUUCCAGCUUGUCAAGAAGCUUGCUCAACUGGGAGCGCGUUGUGAUUACGCCAUCUAUGUCGGAGCUGGACCAGAUAAUUUCAACGAGGUUCCGAUCAUCGGUAAUGCCGCCAUGGGGAUGAAGAUGUACCUUAAUAAGACGUUCACUUCACUCAGAUUGGACAAUGUAACAACUUGGAUCGAACAUCUACAAACCUGGCCCCGUCACCUGCCAUUGGUUGCCCACGCCGAGGGACGCACCACUGCUGCCAUCCUCUUCAUUGCUCAAUCUCUCAAUAGACCCAUUCACAUCGCUCAUGUUGCUAGGAGAGAUGAGAUCGAGGUGAUUAGAAUGGCUAAGGAAUCCGGCAUGCAGGUCACCUGUGAGGUCACUCCGCAUCAUCUCUUCCUGACCGAGGAAGACCUUGAUGUCAUAGGUCAUGAGAGAGGUCAGGUCAAGCCCAGUCUGGUCACUGCCGAUGACCAGCAGGCUCUGUGGGAUAAUAUGGACAUCAUUGAUUGCUUCGCUACUGACCACGCCCCCCAUACAGUAGAAGAGAAGAACGGCGAGAACCCGCCCCCAGGCUUCCCUGGUCUUGAGACUAUGCUCCCGCUCUUGCUAACGGCUGUCAAUGAUGGCAGGCUAACUAUCGAGGAUAUAAUCCUCCGUCUCCAUACCAACCCUCGGAGGAUCUUCAGCUUGCCGGAGCAGAAGGACACCUACAUCGAGGUAGACCUGGACCAGGUCUGGACCAUACCCACUGCCAUGGCCCACACCAAGAGCAAGUGGACCCCGUUUGCUGGUCGAAAGGUCAAAGGAGCCGUGCGUAGGGUCGUGCUGCGAGGAGAGCUGGCGUAUGUGGAUGGGCAGGUAGUUGUAUCACCGGGAUUCGGCAAGGACGUCCGCACCAUGCCGGAGGGUGUACCCACCCCCGCCCCCCUCUCAGUCCAGGUGGCACCUGCCCCACAGAUACUGGGACAGCCAUCCUCCCGUCCCACUUCACGCCCCUCAUCGCGCCCCUCCUCGCCGCACAGGCUGCCCAGAGAGGGCGAGACACGCUUCCAGCUACCUGCGAGGGUUCAUCGACUAUCAGAACCGAGUGAAACCAACUUGAUGUCGCCCCCAAUCAACCCUCCUCAGCCAACCAGGACGGCCUUCGCCUCACCACAGCAGGGUAUGAUGUCCCCCUUCGGUCUUGGGGAUGGACCCCCUCUUACCCCCGUACCGGUGGUGUCUACCGGUGGUUCCUCGUUGACGGGUAAACACAUCCUGAGUGCAGCUCAAAUGACCAAAGAACAGCUUCACAACCUGUUCAACAUCACUCACAACAUGAGGAAGAACUUGGAUUAUUCCAUUCUUAAGGGUAAGGUUGUGAGCCUGAUGUUCUACGAGGGAAGCACAAGGACUUCAUCAUCAUUCCAGGCCGGAGCACAGCGUCUUGGAGGCAGUGUCAUCAAGUUUAAUGAGAGUACCUCAUCUCAUUCCAAAGGAGAGACACUAUCAGAUACCGUACAGAUGAUGGCAAGCUAUGCUGAUGUAAUAGUCCUUCGCCAUCCUCAGCCUGGGGCGGUGGAAGCAGCCUCUAAGGUCUGUCGCAAACCAAUCAUCAACGCUGGUGACGGAGUCGGGGAGCAUCCAACCCAAGCUCUGCUGGAUAUCUUCACAAUCCGUGAGGAGAUCGGUACAGUCAACGGGUUAACGAUCACAAUGGUUGGUGACCUGAAGCACGGUCGCACUGUCCAUUCCCUGGCCAGACUACUGACCCUCUAUCGGGUCAAUCUGCGCUACGUCUCACCGGAUAGUCUCAAGAUGCCGGCCAAGGUCAAGGAAUAUGUCAAGAACAGAGGCAUUCCACAGGAAGAAUAUGCCACCAUUGAAGAGGCCUUGCCCAAUACAGACGUCCUUUACAUGACACGAAUCCAAAGAGAGAGAUUUGAGAGUAUGGAAGAAUACAAUAAGGUAUCCGGUCACUUCAUCUUGACCACUAACACAAUGACCAAGGCCAAGGAAAAGAUGGUUGUGCUUCACCCACUUCCUAGGGUUGAUGAAAUCAGCCCUGCUGUCGAUACUGACCCAAGAGCAGCCUACUUCAGGCAAGCAGAAUAUGGCAUGUACGUCAGGAUGGCUCUCUUGGCUAUGGUACUUGGCAAGGCAUAGAACCUAUAGUGGCCUUUGGCAAUAUCAGCAACACUUCAAUUGCAUCAAUGGGAUUCUUUGGUACUUGACAAGACAUUAGGGGUGAACCUAGCCAGAUAAGACAGAGUACUUGGGACAGAAAUGGAAUGGCAUCUAACUUGGCUUGAUUUACCUCUGAAAGGCAGAGAAGCUAUAGUGGCCUUUGACAAUAUCAGCAAGACUUUUGCAUCAUUAGUUGGAUUCUUUGGUACUUGACAAGACAUCAGGGAUAGUACACAGUGGACAGGCCUACCAUUAUGUACAAAUAAUAUGAACUUUGAAAUGGAAUUUAAUCUAACCUAGCUAGAUUUGCAAUUGAAAAGCGUGACGCUACUGUGACCUUUGUCAGCAAGACUUGAGUGGCAUCAUAUUUUUUUCUGCUUCAACUACUGAAUCCUUUGGUAGUUGGUAAGGUAAGAUCCAGUGUAGCCCUUGACAAUGUCAGCAAUACAUUAUCAGCAUCAGUUUAGAUUUUCACCUCUCAGUUGGGAAUCGUAGGUUUUGUAACAAUGCCAGUAUGGUCAACCCACUAAGCUCCAGUAGGCUUUGGGACUGCUAGGCUCUAGAAGACAACUGGUUAAGACAGUAAAGUGUCCACAUCUUUUGUGAAAUUAUAUUUCAGACUUUUUUACAUGUCCUUCAGAGCACUGUUCAGAGUUCCUUGACCAAUGAAACACCAAUUUCAAUUUGCCAUUGAUGGCCCCUUU
Molecule: messenger RNA, 7869 nt
Organism: Lytechinus variegatus (green sea urchin)
Lineage: Eukaryota; Metazoa; Echinodermata; Echinoidea; Temnopleuroida; Toxopneustidae
Product: CAD protein-like
Exons: 40
Coding region: 449-7144 (2231 amino acids)
Biological process (GO): L-glutamine metabolic process; UTP biosynthetic process; 'de novo' pyrimidine nucleobase biosynthetic process
Cellular component (GO): cytoplasm; cytosol
Molecular function (GO): metal ion binding; aspartate carbamoyltransferase activity; dihydroorotase activity
Source: RefSeq, a predicted model, not a curated record